AUGGUCCGCACCCUCUCCCUGGCCGUGCCGCUAUUGCUGGCUGCAGCGACGUAUGCUGCCCAAUUAUCUCUUGCCAACCCAAAGGUGGUAAUCACCUCCUCCGAGGGAACCCAAACAGCGAGUGAACAGCUCUCGCUCAAAGAGGCUUUGCCAGAAACCCUCAACCUAGGCCAGAAGGAUAAGCUCAAGCUUACCUUCCAGGUCGUCGCGGAUGACGCUGGCGUGCAACCGCACCAAUCCUUCAUCCGUUUCCACGAUGCUACAACCGGCGAGGAGGGCGUUCAACCAGUGAAGGUCGGAUCCAAUGGCAAGGCCAAGUUCGAACUUGACAUGGCACGCCCUCCGAGCUCUUUACCGCCGACUAGCGACGCGCCACUCGCCGUUUCCUUGAUCCUCGGCUCGUUCACACAUGAUCCCGCGCGCUUUGAACUCUUCAACUUGGCUGUACCACCAUCGGCACCCGUCGUGCCUCACCCUGACGCGACGGCAUUUGCCUUGCGACCUGAGAUCACCCACACAUUCCGCCCAGAACCGAAGGUUCCUCCCAAGUUCAUCAGUGCGACCUUCGCUGGACUAGUCCUUGCACCAUGGGUCGUCUUGCUGGGCCUCUGGGGCAUCGUCCGCCCUAGCGUUCCGCGCUUGUUCAGCCCAAGCAUUGUUCCUUUCACCGCUUGCCUCACUGGGAUGGAGGUCAUUCUGCUGUGGUACUGGCUCGAGUUGCGCCUCGGCCAAGUCCUUCUAUAUGGCUUCCUUAUGGCGAUCCCUACCGUCUUCACCGGCAAAAGUGCACUCGCGAGCAUUUCUUCGGUGCGCACGGGAACGCAGUAG
Molecule: messenger RNA, 828 nt
Organism: Peniophora sp. CBMAI 1063
Lineage: Eukaryota; Fungi; Basidiomycota; Agaricomycetes; Russulales; Peniophoraceae
Source: the annotation of a GenBank genome assembly